GAGCUCGCCCUCCCCCAUAUUGUUCGCAUAUUGCCAGCUCUCGAUCCCCUCUCGCUAUCGGGAGGACAAAUUGCCAAACUUUCAUCUGGAUCCCCGGAAUUCGCGAAAUAUGGCUUCACCGGCCCCUGUUGCGCCGGGUUCCACCCCUCCCGAGUGCCCCACGAUAGAGGACCGGCAAGAGGCCCCUAUCCAAAAUCGAGACACCUCGGGCAACUCCCUAGUUGGUCAUUUCAGCUACCCGAUUGAACAGGAGGAGCUUGAAGGGUCCGACGGCUACUCUAGCGACGACGAUUUAUUCGAUGACGAGCUGAAUGAUCAGGAUUGGAUCGGUGGUGGUGGCGGUGACAUUACAAAAUCUUACAACAGGCAACGCGCUAGCGUGGAGAAGGGAGCUGCACCUGCAGCAGCGAAGCCAAAUGCCCAGAAGCCGAGGGCAAACGUUACUGCGAGGAUCGAUGACCAGAUCUCGAGUCUAGCAAAGUUUGCUUCACGCAUCAAGUUGGGGGAUCUGGAGGAUGCGGCGGGCGGAGGCAAAGGCGAUAGGUGUGCAAUUUGGCGGGAAGCACUGGCAAGGCUCUGGGGUAUGAGGCUAAUUGCUCAAUGCCAGAUCCAAUGACAAGUCGGAUCGCGCUACGAGCGAGCAGGUUCUUGAUCCUAGAACUCGUACCAUUCUUAUGCAAUUCCUCAAUCGAAGUAUUAUCAAUACCAUUCACGGAGUGAUUUCUACUGGAAAGGAGGCAAACGUGUACUACGCGGUUUCAGAUCCUGAUCCGGAUUCCGGGUCCUCUAGGUUACAGCAUCGCGCUGUCAAAGUCUACAAGACAGCUAUCCUGGUGUUCAAAGACAGAGAUCGUUAUGUCAGUGGCGAGCAUCGCUUCCGUAAUGGGUACAACAAGGGUAACAACCGUUCAAUGGUAAAAUUGUGGGCGGAAAAGGAAAUGCGGAAUUUAAAGAGGCUAUAUAUGGCCGGCAUUCCUUGUCCCAAACCUGUUUACCUCAAGCUUCAUGUCCUUGUGAUGGGUUUUAUCGGCGAUAAGCAUGGACAGCCAGCGCCCAGGUUAAGGGAUGCUGGCAUCAAUGAUGAAGAGACCUGGGAUCUGCUCUAUCAGGAACUAGUCUGCCUCAUGAGGACUAUGUACCAACAAUGCAAACUGGUACACGCUGACUUGAGCGAGUACAACAUCCUCUACUUCGAGAAAAAGCUCUAUAUUAUCGACGUUAGUCAGAGCGUAGAACACGAUCAUCCUAGAAGUUUGGAAUUUUUGAAAUCGGAUAUCAAAAACAUCAGCGAUUUCUUCAAGAGGAAGGGUGUCGAUACCAUCAACGAGAUAUCGGUCUUUGAGUUCAUCACCAAAGCUGGCCUGGGGUCCCCAACCGACGGAGAAAGCGAAGGUGCGGCUACCUCAAGAUACCUCAGGGAGCUUCCUAGAGGUGCUGGGGAAGAGGCCGAGGAACGUUUUUUUCGAGAAGCCUACGUGCCCAGAACUUUAGAGGAGGUUUACGACGUUGAGCGAGAUGCUGAGAAAGUAGGCCGUGGCGAGGGCUCCGACUUGGUAUACCGUGAACUUCUCGCCGGGGGAGAUGAAGACGCGAAUAGCGAGGACGAAGAAGAUUCUGGAGAACAAACUGAUGAUAGCGAUGAGGAUGUAGGGAGUGACGGAACCGAGCAUAUUCACAAGAAGGAUAGAGACAUCAAACCUAGGGGAAAGAAACAUGAAGAUAAGGAUGAGAAGAAGGUACCCUCCCUC
Tuber aestivum (summer truffle) is the source of this 1748-nucleotide messenger RNA. NCBI's taxonomy places the organism in Eukaryota, Fungi, Ascomycota, Pezizomycetes, Pezizales, Tuberaceae. The record is from the annotation of a GenBank genome assembly.